Molecule: messenger RNA, 982 nt
Organism: Gambusia affinis (western mosquitofish)
Lineage: Eukaryota; Metazoa; Chordata; Actinopteri; Cyprinodontiformes; Poeciliidae
Gene: dnali1
Product: dynein, axonemal, light intermediate chain 1
Exons: 6
Coding region: 122-886 (254 amino acids)
Cellular component (GO): filopodium; axoneme
Molecular function (GO): dynein heavy chain binding
Source: RefSeq, a predicted model, not a curated record
CAGAAAGAACACGAGGAUAGUGUUACCAUGACAACAUGAUCAACAGUUUUAACGAGCAACGAUAUUUCCGUGUCUGUAGGCAAAAAUAACUUUAUUUUUGAUUUAAAAAGAAAGAGAAAAAAUGAUUCCGCCAGCGGAUUCUCUUCUGAAAUAUGAUACCCCUAUGUUGGUCAAGACAACCUCCGGGGAGAAAUCUCCAAAGGUGCGCCAAAUAAAAAGGAUCCCUCUGCAGGGCCCUGAUGCAGCAGUUCCACCAUCUCCUAAAUCAAAACCUGCAACCAGUGAUGUCAGCAAAAUGGAAAACGAGGAGAUCCUGGAUGCUAUCCUUCCACCCAGGGAAUGGUCAGAAGGAAACCAGCUGUGGGUGCAGAAGGUAUCCAGUGUACCUUGUACAAGACCAGAAAUAAUCCACCUGAAGGAAGAGCUGGACACAAAGCUGGAGCAGAGACAGGCCAGACACACAGGCAUCUGUCCUAUCCGCAGAGAGCUUUAUUCUCAGUGCUUUGAUGAAUUAAUCAGACAGGUAACCAUCAUCUGUGCUGAGAGGGGUCUGCUUCUGCUGCGAGUCAGAGAUGAGCUUAAAAUGACCAUUGCCACGUACCAAACACUGUACGAAAGCAGCAUCGCUUUUGGCAUGAGAAAGGCACUGCAGGCUGAACACGGAAAGGCGGACAUAGAAAAAAAAAUUUUAGAUCUGGAAAGUGAGAAGCAGGAACUCAUGAGACAACUAGAUGAACAGAAGGAGAGAUGUGAUGCAAUUGAAAAGAGGGAAACUGAGAAGAGACAAGUGGAGGAAAGAAAGUUCAAUGAGGAAAUUCAGUUCUUGAAGAAAACCAAUCAACAGCUCAAGACACAACUGGAUGGGAUGAUUAAUCCAAAGAAGUGAAACCUCUCACACCGGAUAUCAGAUUUAAUACAAGAUGGGUUUUUUUCUCCACUUGAUAAAUGAAUGAGUUGACAGCUGCAGGAAAUUUCGCAUUUU